GUUUAACCGUGCAGGCUUCAAAUACAGCAUUCGCCGGAAUUGCUCUCCCUUGUCCUCUCAGCCCGUCGUCUGCUUCACACGCAACAAUCCCAGUCCCAUACACAGGAAUUCAAGGCAUCGAAAGAGAUAUGUAUAUGGCGGUGGCUAUUCCCCAAGAAAGUGUGAAGUGGCAAGAGAAAAAGGCAAUAUCACUCUGUCUGUCUGUUGAUAAAGGCGAGAUGCUCCCAUCUUCCGACGAAAGAUCUGUUUUCGAGUCGAAUUUGAAGAUAGAAAAGACUCGUUAUCAGACAGCACACAACUGCCUGAUAACCCAGGCCCAUCCCAACCACCCAACCAAGGGCCCGUCUAUGAAGACAUAUUCGGUUUGGAGUACCCUGUUAAUUUGUUUUGUAUCAGUGUGUUUUUUUCAGUAAGUAUUUGAUGUGAGUAGGUAUUUUUCUGUUCUUGUUU
This is a messenger RNA of Aspergillus pseudonomiae, 450 nucleotides long. RefSeq lists its product as uncharacterized. The transcript has 4 exons. The coding region runs from base 129 to 413 and encodes 94 amino acids. Lineage: Eukaryota; Fungi; Ascomycota; Eurotiomycetes; Eurotiales; Aspergillaceae. The record is from RefSeq and is a predicted model, not a curated record.